Messenger RNA from Cucurbita maxima (winter squash), 1297 nucleotides. RefSeq names its product annexin D4-like. The record is from RefSeq and is a predicted model, not a curated record. NCBI's taxonomy places the organism in Eukaryota, Viridiplantae, Streptophyta, Magnoliopsida, Cucurbitales, Cucurbitaceae. Gene Ontology annotation, cellular component: cytoplasm. The coding region runs from base 90 to 1046 and encodes 318 amino acids. Gene Ontology annotation, molecular function: calcium ion binding; calcium-dependent phospholipid binding. The transcript is spliced from 6 exons.
UAACGCGGGAGGAACUGGAUGAGAUGAGUUACGCUGCUUUCUUCUUCCUCUUCUUCUUUCUUCUCUGCGAUCGAACAAGGAAUUGAGAAAUGGCGGAUUCUGCGAUCGAAGUUCUCACUCGAGCUCUCUCAGGGCAUGGAAUAAAUGAGAAGGCAAUGAUAGAUACAUUGGGAAAUUGGGAUCACGAGCACAAGAAACUCUUCAGAAUAAAGAGUAGCCAUAUUUUCAGUGAAGAUGAACGUUCCUUCGAGCGAUGGCAGGAGCAUGCCAUGCGACUUCUGAAGCAUGAAUUCAUGCGUUUUAAGAAUGCUGUUGUGCUAUGGACAACACAUCCAUGGGAAAGAGAUGCUCGUUUAGUGAGGGAAGCAUUGAGCAAAGGGAAUCACGGCCAAAACAUCAACAUCCUAAUAGAAGUAGCUUGUACCAGAACAUCUGAUGAGCUCUUGGGAGCAAGAAAGGCCUACCAUUCCCUAUUUGAUCAUUCUAUUGAAGAAGAUGUUGCGUCCCACAUCAACGCCCCCGAACGCAAGCUUUUGGUUGCACUAAUGAGUGCAUAUAGAUACGAAGGACCAAAGUACAAGGAGGAGAUAGCAAAGUCAGAAGCAGAAAAACUUGCUCGUGCAAUUAAGGAAGCAGGCAGCAAAAGGAGUAGUCUUAUAGAAGACGACGAGGUUGUGAGAAUACUCUCAACAAGAAGCAAACACUUCCUCCAUGUCCUCUACAAUCACUACAAGAAAAUCUCUGCUGGUCGAUCCAUUGAUGAGGAUCUUGACUGGGACUUGAAGCUUCAAGAUGCAGUGUUAUGCUUAGCCAAUCCUGUCAAAUACUUCACUCAUAUUCUGGAAGUGUCGCUGAAAGUUGAUGCGGACAAGAAGGUAAAAAAAGUACUGACUCGAAUCAUCGUGACAAGGGCUGAUAAAGACAUGAAGGAGAUCAAAAUUGAGUUCAAAAAUAAGUUUGGAGUUUCAUUGGAAGAGAAGAUAGAGAGUGUGUGCAAUGGAAGUUACAAGGAUUUCUUGCUCACUUUGCUGGCAAGAUCGGAUUGAUUGAUUGAUUGAUUCCACAAUCAAAAUCAGGUUUAAUCCAAAUUUAUUGUGUUUUAAUCUAUGUAUGUAUUGCUUCUUUAUUGCUUAUGGUUCUGUGUUCUUCUCUUCUGCUAUAAUUAAUUCAUCUCAAUAUUGCCACUUUUAUUGUGCCUUUUUUCCUAGCUGUCUUUGAAUAAUUUAUAAUUUGGUGAAGGCACCAAGAGACCCAAUAAUUUGCCUUCUUACUAGUAAGAACAUCUAUGGUUGUUUUC